AUGAAUAUUGUAGAGUGGGCGUUUGGAAAGCGCAUGACGCCGGCGGAGCGUCUGCGCAAGCACCAGCGAGCGCUCGAGAAGACGCAACGAGAGCUCGACCGAGAGCGCGUGAAGCUCGAGAACCAGGAGAAGAAGCUGGUUGCAGACAUCAAGAAGAGCGCCAAGAACGGGCAGAUGGGACCGCUACGCAUACAAGCAAAGGAUCUGGUACGGACCAGGAGGUACAUUCAGAAGUUCUACCAGAUGAGGACACAGCUGCAGGCGAUAUCGCUGAGGAUACAGACUGUCCGCAGCAACGAGCAAAUGAUGCAGUCUAUGAAGGGAGCCACAACAUUGCUUGGAAGCAUGAAUAGGCAGAUGAACCUGCCCGCUCUGCAGCGCAUCGCCAUGGAAUUCGAAAAGGAAAACGACAUCAUGGACCAGCGACAAGAGAUGAUGGACGACGCCAUCGACGACGCUACCGGUAUGGAGGAUGAAGAGGAGAGCGAAGACGUCGUGAACCAGGUCUUGGAUGAAAUAGGCAUUGAUCUUGGCCAAGCAAUGGGAGAGACACCAAGCGGUCUCCAGAAAGCCGCUGUACCUGAAGGCAGAGUGGCACAGGCGGUUGGCGGCGCCGCCGACCCUGACGACGACGACCUCCAGGCGCGACUGGAUAGUUUGAGGAGAUGA
This is a messenger RNA of Ascochyta rabiei, 669 nucleotides long. Its product is annotated as ESCRT-III subunit protein did4. The transcript is spliced from 5 exons. NCBI's taxonomy places the organism in Eukaryota, Fungi, Ascomycota, Dothideomycetes, Pleosporales, Didymellaceae. The coding region runs from base 1 to 669 and encodes 222 amino acids. Gene Ontology annotation, biological process: late endosome to vacuole transport; endosome transport via multivesicular body sorting pathway; protein transport. The record is from RefSeq and is a predicted model, not a curated record. Gene Ontology annotation, cellular component: ESCRT III complex; multivesicular body.